Camponotus floridanus (Florida carpenter ant) is the source of this 747-nucleotide messenger RNA. RefSeq lists its product as uncharacterized. The transcript has 2 exons. The record is from RefSeq and is a predicted model, not a curated record. NCBI's taxonomy places the organism in Eukaryota, Metazoa, Arthropoda, Insecta, Hymenoptera, Formicidae. The coding region runs from base 1 to 747 and encodes 248 amino acids.
AUGCACGCGGGAUGUCACAUUAAAUUGCCGCGGGAGAUUGUGACGAAGAGAGCGGUGGUUAACUUACAAUCUAAAGACAAUGCGUGUUUCGAGUGGGCAGUGGUCGCCGUUCUAUUCCCCGUCGAAAGGAACGCGGAACGGGAAUCAUCGUAUCCGCAUUACGUGACAGUGCUGAAUCUUCGGGACACUGAGUUUCCAGUGACUGUAAAUCAAAUUAAAAAGUUUGAACUUGCAAACAGUAUCUCGAUCAACGUGUACGACAUCGAAGACAAGAACAGCAUUGUCCUGAUACGUCUUUCGGAGCAGAAGCGAGAUAAGCAUGUGAAUCUGCUAUACGUGGAAGACGACAACAGCGUCGGACAUUUCGCGUGGAUCAAGAAUCUAUCGCGACUUGUCGGUUCACAGUUGAGCAAAAAAGAUCAUAGGAAAUAUAUCUGCGAUCGAUCCCUGCAUUAUUUUAAUUCAGAAGACAAGUUACAGUUACAUGCUGUCGACUGCGGGGAGAUGAACGACUGCGCUAUCCGGUUGCCGAGUGAUAAGGACAAGUGGCUCGAGUUCAACAACUACAACAGGAAAGAGCGGCUUCCAUUUGUGAUCUAUGCCGAUUUGGAAUGCGUUCUGGCCAAGACGGAGGAAGAACAACAAAAACUGUACCAACAUCAUCAAGUAUUUAGCAUAGCUUACUAUGUACAUUGUACGACGAAUCUUUAUCUGCGUAUCAUUCACGUCGUAGCGCCGAUUGUAUAG